Harpia harpyja (harpy eagle) is the source of this 2260-nucleotide messenger RNA. RefSeq names its product tektin 5 (gene TEKT5). Gene Ontology annotation, biological process: cilium movement involved in cell motility; cilium assembly. Gene Ontology annotation, cellular component: nucleus; microtubule cytoskeleton; sperm flagellum. The coding region runs from base 717 to 2168 and encodes 483 amino acids. The transcript is spliced from 7 exons. The record is from RefSeq and is a predicted model, not a curated record. Lineage: Eukaryota; Metazoa; Chordata; Aves; Accipitriformes; Accipitridae.
GGCUGAAAGGAAAGAUUAGAAAAGUUAGUUAUCUGAGAAGUUACUCAACGUUUUAAACUGGAAAAAAAUCAUCAUCAUCAUCAGGUCUCUCCCAUCUUUUACAUUUUUUAUGGAGGAUGAAUACAGUUGAGGGGACGAGCAAGGCCCAAGAUAGUUAUACAUUAUUUUUGUCCAUUUGGACCAAACCCUCUGCAGAGAUCACUAGACAAUCCUAAGAGAUGACUUCCAGAGUCUGUGUUUCGGUUCAGAAGGCUUGUCUCCACUGCUGCGUUUCUCUGCAGUCACUAACGGAUAUAUGUGAACCACUCUGAAGUAAAACUUACGUCGUUUCGCUCAAGGUAAGCGCGCUGAAGGUAAACCUACAGACCCAUCCAGAGUGAGCCUUUGGCAAAUCCCUCUGCACUAUAACCAAAUAGUCUCGCACCUUGUCUAGACCUCUGGGUCCCAACGUGGACGGUGCUGCUCUGCAGGGGAAAGCACCGCUGCUUUGUGGGAAAAACAACGUGCCCUAGGACAGGAGGUAUAAAAUGAGGCCCCCCGGACCAUCGGGACCCAGGCGGGUUUCAGCCUGCGGCAAGGCGAUCAGCCCUCGGAACUCUGUGACACCUGUGCUGCGUCACAAGGCGCUGCGCAGCCCAAGAAGGGUGGCAGAGGCCCCGGGGUUGCCCAGAGUGGCUGCUGGACAGCCCGAGGGUAGCUCCUGAGCCCAGUGCAGGAUGGAGCUUCUGGGGACCACGCAGCUAGCCAGUUACUGUGGCACAAAGAAGAGCUGCCUGUUCCCGGAUCUAGCUCCCACUAGCACUACCAAGGACACCUAUCAGUCCUACUACCUACCAGGCUACCGCUACCUCAGCUCCUGGAGGCCCAGUCUGCUUCACAAAGUGGUUUCAGUCCCUCCUGGCUCUAACAAGCAAUGUAAUCCCACUGGACGGCCGCCCACUGUUCUGCCUGCAUUACGCUCUGCCCUGCAUGCCCGCUACAGCACUCGUGACUGGCACCAGGAGAACAUGGUUCAAUUAAAAGGCUCUGAAGCCUCCAGGUGCUGUGCUGGUAGACUGAACGCUGAUUCAAUGAGACUGAUACAAGAUAAGGAUCAACUGACUUAUCAGAUGCAAGAAGACAGUAGAAGAAACCUGGGAGAGAGGAUCUCCAGCAUUGAUUUCUGGAGAUCUGAGCUCACCUAUGAGCUAGAGUGUCUGCUGAAAGAGGCUCAAGCUUUGGAAACAGCAAAGAACCGUCUCGAAUGUGCUGCAGAUGAAAUGCAAGGACCACUGAAGAUAGCCCUAGAAUGCUUGUACCACCGUGAGAAGCGGAAGGGUAUAGACUUAGUUCAUGACGAUGUGGAAAAGAACCUCAUGAAGGAAGUUGAUGUAUUCAAGGACUGUCAAGAAAUAUUGACAAAAAUUGCACAGAAAAUCAGUCAACAGCUGGGCAUCAUCAGAGAUGCACAGCAUGCCCUGGAGCAGGAUCUUUCUGACAAAAACUCAGCCCAUUUUAUUGAUGAGAAGUGCUUUAACCUCAGGAACACAUCGGACAGCAUCAACUUUUACCAUGGAGUGGAAAAAGCAGAUGGAUCUGUUUCAGUUCCUGCAACAUGGGCUAAAUUCAGUGAAUACAAUAUCAGGUGCUCUCAACAUGCAAGGGCCAACUCUGUCAAGCUCCGAGAGGAUGCAGAGGUUGGACUGGAGAGCACAUCUGAGGAGAUGUGGAAUCAUUUCAUCAGUACAAACUUGGCCUUUAAUAAUCGUAUUGCUGAAGUAGCUGAUGCGAAGAACAAACUCCAAGCACAACUGGCCAAGAUACUUCAGGAAAUCUUCCAGACAGAAGAUACAAUCCUGUUACUGGAGAGAUCCAUAAAGGCAAAGGAGUACCCACUGAAAGUGGCUCAGACCCGCCUGGAGGGAAGAACUAGACGACCCAAUAUAGAACUUUGCCGUGAUGCACCUCAGUUUCAGCUUGUCACUGAAGUUUACACUAUAGAUAACACCUUACAGACCUUAAAGCAACGUCUGCAAGAAGCCCAUGAUACUCUGCAGAUGCUGAUCCUCAACAAAUCAAAGCUGGAACAUGAAAUUUCUGUGAAGGCAAACUCUUUCUUCAUUGACAAGAAGUGUAUGGACAUGCGCAAAGUCUUCCCCAGCACCCCACGGCUCAUUGGUUACACUUGAAUAGUGACCUUUGAUAUCUUAGCGCAUGAUAUAAAAGUUGCAAAAGGUUACAAAUAUCUCCUGAAGGAAAUCAUUAUUAUUCUGUUUUCUCA